UCUCUGUCUCUCCCGUCUAAGCUAUGAACAAUCUCUGUUUUCAAGACGUUGUCUCUCUCUUUGUCAUGAUGGUGGUUACUGUUCUUCUUCCUCACCUCACUCUUUUUGCUUCAUCUACAUAUUCUCGUCCAGAGAAGUUUUACGUCAACUGUGGGUCGCAUUCUAAUGUCACUUAUGGUGGUCGCACUUUCGUCGGAGAUAUGACCUCUGGGGGUAACUAUGUUUUCUUCACCAGUGAAGGAACUGAAACCAGCAACCAAUCUGGAUCGUACACUGAGACAGGGAUCUAUCAGACGGUUAGAAUAUUCAAAUACCCUUCUUCUUACAAGUUCCAACUCGAUUCUGUUGGUCAACACUUUGUGCGUCUCCAUUUCUGUGCUGUCUCUUCCCGGACAGAGCUUUUAACUGCGAGUUUCACUGUCUCUGCUACUUCUGGUUCUAAUCAUCACUUGAAAAGCUUCUCGGUUCGAAAUUUCACUGAGACCCCACGAGUUGAGGAGUUUCUCUUGAUGAUUGACUCACCGGAAUUCGAAAUUCGAUUUGUCCCCGAUCGUUACUCUUUGGCUCUCGUCAACGCCAUAGAAGUGUUCUCUGCUCCUAAUGACCUUAAAAUUCAUUCAGAUUCAGACAAGAAUCUGCACACAAUUUACAGAUUAAACAUAGGAGGCGAGAGAAUCACACCAGAAAACGAUACCUUGGGACGAACUUGGUCGCUAGACGAUGACUUUCUCUACCGAAAAGAUUUCGUGGGAAACAUUUCAUCAACACAAAAGCCUAAAUACGAGCCAGGGUCAGCGACACAAUUCACUGCUCCUGAUUUUGUUUACCUGACGGCUAAAACAAUGAACUUUAGCGCGAUUUCCAUUAUGAAGGGGACAUUAAAAGCUACUUGGUCGUUUAAGGUCAAAUGUAACUAUAGACACUUCAUCAGGAUUCACUUAUGUGAUAUUUUGAGCAAGACAGAAAACCCUAACACAAAUGUUUAUCUCUAUGUAAACGGUCAUUGGCGAAUAGAUGUAACGCUUUCCGAUCACCUUAGGUUGGUGACUCCGUUUUAUAUCGAUGUUGUGAAUGUAUCUGAUGGUUCUGGACUCUUGAAUGUUAGUCUAGGUACUAAAGAUGAACUCGAUAGAAAAGCUGGUUUCCUCAAUGGUGUAGAGGUGAUGGAGUUUUUGAAAAACUCUGAUUCUUUAGAUGGAAGUAGUUCCCAGGUCUACAUCAUCGUUGUUGCUGUUGCAUUGUUUCUGGUCUUGGGUUUGUUGUUUAUAAUAUUACUGAAGCGGAGGCAAUCAAAGAAGAAGAAAUCAGACGUUGAAGUUGAAGUGACUGUAUGGUCUCCUUUGCCAUUGUACAGAGGAAGUGGGAGCACCGGCAAUCGACCUUUCUAUUCGGACAACAGUACACCACAAGCCAACCACCUACAGUUAGGCUUGAAGAUACCCAUGAGAGACAUUUUGAGAGCUACAAACAACUUCGACGAGCAGCGGUUGAUCGGGAAAGGCGGGUUUGGAGAUGUUUACAAAGCCAUUCUUCCAGAUGGAAGCAAAGUUGCAAUCAAGAGAGGAAAGGUCGGUUCAGGACAAGGGGUCACAGAGUUUCAAACAGAGAUUCAAGUCCUCACAAGAAUCUGGCACAAGCACCUCGUAUCUCUAACUGGAUACUGCAAAGAGAAGUCAGAAAUGAUCCUUGUCUACGAGUUUAUGGAGAAAGGUACGCUAAAAGAGCAUUUAUACGGCUCAGAUUUGCCUUCAUUGUCAUGGAAACAGAGACUAGAGAUUUGCGUUGGAGCAGCCAUAGGAUUGCAUUAUCUCCACAGUGACUUAGACAGAGCAGUCAUUCACAGCGAUAUCAAAUCCACAAACAUACUACUAGACGAGAACAACGUAGCCAAAGUUUCUGAUUUCGGGAUAUCAAAACUGGUCGUUCGUAAUCAAGAUCCGAUCAGUAUUAGCACUAACAUCAAAGGAACGUUUGGUUACCUCGAUCCUGAGUAUGCACUGACACGAAUCUUAACGGAGAAAUCGGAUGUGUACUCGUUCGGAGUUGUUCUUCUCGAGGUCUUGUGCGCGAGACCAGCUCUCGACCAUAACCUUCCCGACGAGGAAGUGAACCUCGCUGAGUGGGCGAUGUCCUGCAAAUCAAAAGGUGUGAUCGAUAAGAUCGUAGAUCCGAGAUUGACAGAUCAAAUCGAGCCUAAUUCUUUAAAGAAAUUCAUGGAAAUCGCCGAGAAGUGUUUGAAAGAGUACGGAGAUGAGAGGCCGAGCAUGGCGGAUGUGAUCUGGGAUCUGAAAUACGUUCUCCAUCUUCAGAUGAUUCACGAAGAUAGCACCGUAACGAUCUCCAGCUUUGGAGACGAAGGCUCGUUGGUGAAUCCCGAAGCUAACGAUUCUGAGCUGAGGAACCACCCGACGCCAUCGCCGAUAUUGCUGCUUGUUUCAAUUCCGCCGCUCUCUUCCUCAUAUCCACGGCGAUGGGACCUUCCGUCACAGCCUCAAUGCAUCUCUCAACCUCAGCAACCUUAAGCUCUCCGUCGACGACAUCAUUCCUCAUCCUUACUCCGAUUCCAUACACAUCUACAAGCAAUCUCGCAUCAAGCGGCUGAUCAAUCCAAUUCGGAUACGCCACCACCGGAACA
Camelina sativa (false flax) is the source of this 2635-nucleotide messenger RNA. Lineage: Eukaryota; Viridiplantae; Streptophyta; Magnoliopsida; Brassicales; Brassicaceae. The record is from RefSeq and is a predicted model, not a curated record.